Molecule: messenger RNA, 1412 nt
Organism: Rotaria sordida
Lineage: Eukaryota; Metazoa; Rotifera; Eurotatoria; Philodinida; Philodinidae
Source: the annotation of a GenBank genome assembly
AUGUUUAAGGCAGCAGUGCUACUUUCUCAUCGAUAUAAUAUAACAAUUGACGGAGAAUUUCUAGGAUGGCAAGUAGCGGAAACUACUGGGGGUAUAAUUGAUGCGCUUAGCGAUGCAUGUCGUGCAGUGUUGAAUUUAAAUACAGUUGGUAUCAUUGGUCCAGAAUUAUCGCGAGAAUCUCAAUUAGUAGCUCCUUUUGGCGAAAAACUUGGUAUACCUGUUAUAUCAUAUGCUUCUACUGAUCCUGAUUUAUCUGAUAAAAAAACUUAUCCAACUUUUUAUCGUACAGUUCCUUCGGAUGAUGCAGCUGCAUCAUCCCCUGUUAAAUUAUUUAUUCGAUUUAAUUGGACAUCAUGUUCAAUUAUUUAUCAAAAUGAUGCAUUUGGAUCUGGUGGAGCCAAAGCUAUAAAUGAAGCAUUUAAUCAAAGUAAAUUAACAGUAACACAAAUGGUUAUCUUUGAUAUUAGUUAUCGUGGGUUUCGUGGAGAUUUAAAAAAUUCUCUAGUUAAUAGUCCAACACGAAUUGUUAUUGUAUGGGCUGAAUCAAUUUAUACAUCUAUUAUAUUACAAAAAGCUCUUGAUUUGAAUUUAGUUGGUCCAUCUUUUACAUGGAUACUAAGUUCUAGUGUUUCAUUUGAUUCUUUUAAUAAAACAUUUCAGGAAAAUUUAAUUGGAAUGCUUCUUAUUGAACCAGUUGUAGGAUCAGUUGUCAAUGCACCAAUUAAUCAAACAUUAUUAGAUUCAGCAUUUAAUAUUUGGCAACAAUAUGAAAAUGAAACAUAUCCUGGAUCGACAAACGUUAAUUAUUAUGCAUUAUUUGCAUUUGAUGCAACAUGGACAUUAAUUCAAUCAUUACAAAAAUUGUGUUCAUCAACAAUAAAUAAUUCUUCUUCAUGUUUAUCAUUUGUUAAAUCUUCAUUCUGUUUUGAUAAUCGUUUUAAUCAAUCGAAUUUAUUGUUAGAUACACUUAGUACAACAGAAUUUCUUGGUGUAUCUGGUCCUGUACAAUUUACUUCUAAUUCUACAAAUAGAAUAAAUGGUUUAUAUUAUUCUUUAAAAAAUCUUCAAUCUUUGACCAAUGGUUUAAAUUUUGUGUCUGUAUUAGAAUAUGUGGAUCCUGGAAAUUGGAGAACACCUUUAAAAGAAAAUGUUAUUAUAUGGCCAGGAACUACAUUAAUAAAACCAUCUGAUCGAGCACUUCUUAAAGGUGUAACAUUACGAAUUGGUAUUAUUCGAGCACCCCCAUUUCUAAUUGUUGAAAAUAUAACAGAUAAUACUGGACAGAUUAAUAUACGGUAUAGUGGUUAUAUGUGGGAGCUACUUGAUCUUUUAAAAAAUAAAAUUGGAUUUAAUUCAAUAAUUCAUUUAGCACCAUCAAAUCAAACAUAUGCUCAAAUAGUUCAAUCGGUAAA